Molecule: messenger RNA, 441 nt
Organism: Miscanthus lutarioriparius
Lineage: Eukaryota; Viridiplantae; Streptophyta; Magnoliopsida; Poales; Poaceae
Source: the annotation of a GenBank genome assembly
AUGGACAAGCCCAGCCAGCAGGUUGCCAUACCAGAGAACACAGUUUCAACUAAGGAGCUACGAAUUCGUGAUGAGUUGGAGGCAGAGAUAGAGGAGGACUUGGAACAUGAAAUCAUCAAUAGCAUGUGCUGCCUCGCACGCCACCUUCAGAGGCUGUAUCAGCAGAGGAAUAUAAGAGAAUUUACUAGUUCGGUCACUGAUUACCAGUUUUCACCGCCCCAAGCAGAAAAUGCACUUCUUCUGGAGAUGAAUAUCAGGAUAAAAUUGGAUGGCCAAUGCCAGAUUGACAUAACCAAGGUUAAAAAAGAUGCUGCUACCAUUCAACCAAAUUCAUGUCCCAGUACUGAUCAAUCUGACAAAAGGUCCUUGAAGAAAAGGCACAGUGAUGAUGCAGUUCAUUGCAGGAAGCAUCACAACCAUCCAGUUGUGCCAUGGAGAUAA